AGCCAAUGUGGGGGAAGGCACCAUGGCUAGUCAUAAUAGAUCCGAUAUCAUUCAAGAACAAUCCCAUAACCAACAGUGGUCUACUUCAACCUCGGUCAAAGAUCAUAAAUGGAUAGUAUAGAAUGGUAUUGAGCCUUGGAUGGGAUCAAGAUCGGCUAAUUGAGCACAACAACUUCACUAAGCCCAACAAGUUGCGAAGGGGCAUCUGAAAUUCAGAGACCAUACCACAUUAGACCUCGCCCAGUUGAAAAACAAAAACAAAAACAGAAACAAGAAACAGCUACACUGCAUCCCUUACUCAAAAGAGAAAUGAGGGGGCACUUGUCAUCCUGUCUUCAUCAAUCGAGUUGUUACCGAAAUGGAACUUCAAUACCAACAAUUCCGAAAGGCCGACAUCAUUGAAAAAGUUUGUGUCAGAAUUGCUUCUACUUUUACAAGCAAUGGCAACCCAUCUUGCUAUGUGAGUUUGCAAGACAUUCGGGACGCGUUCCCAGAUGCAGCGCGAUUCAAGUUGAACGGACUUCCUAUUCCAUUCUUUAUAGACCCUAAUGGCAAUAGAAUUGAGCCUCCAUGUAUUGCGUUCUAUCCUAAUAAGGUCCUGGAUGUCAUUACAGAGGCACCACAGCCCAACAACAUCAACAUCAACAGCAACAGCAACAGCAACAACAGCAACAUAUACAGCAAUACAGUCAUUCAUUUGCCUGGAUUGAGAAAGCCGGGAAAUCAAGCCUCGCAAGAAUCACUUUUGCCAUUAUCAAAUCUGAUUCAAUCUUUCAAUUUAUUUCUUAUUACUCCCAGCGAUACACAAAUCGAGGCGAUCAACUCUAAUCUUGAGAAGAUUGCAGAAUUGCUGUUGGAGGCCAGCAAGAAGGAUGAGAAAAUUAAUCUGUUGGAAGCCCAAGCGAAGGGAGAUACAAUGAAUAAUCUACUACUGGAAGUUAAGGAAAAGGAUGACAAGAUAGUUAGUCUUCUGUUGGAAGCCAAAGACAAAGGUGAUGAUAUACUUAGGCUGCAAGACAAGGUGCUUUGCCUGCAGGACAAGAUACUUAAACUGCAAUCAGAGGCCAAGGAGAAGGAUGACAAAGUGCAACAUCAUUCGACGUACAAAGAGAGUGGAGAGAAAGUGUUAGAAAAUGCAAUGAAGACGAAUGGCGGCAGUUAUGAUUUGCACCUUGGCAAAGCGACUAUCACAUUAAAAUCCAGAGACAGAGCUGAAGAGUUCUUCAAUGCCCUAACCAAUGCAAAACGUGUCUAUGACCUGGACGUUACAUUCGACUGGGAUUGGACAGAGACUGAUCUUGCAGCAUUUGGGAGCGCGCUAACUCUUUCAAGUAUAUCGAUUCUUCGACUUGGGCUUGGGCGAUCUCAAGGAAACACCAGCAAAAAAGUGGUUUCAACAUCCAAAGGGCACGAAACGCUUGCUCGCAUCAUAGAACUCAGCAAUAUGAAAAUGAUACAUAUUGUUCUACCUCCAGAUCUCAUAAAACUGCUCAUUUUAUGGCCCAGGAGACCGCCGCACCUUCAUAAGCUAACAUUUGAGAUGGGAUUUCAUUCAAUUGGAGCCAGCGGAUUACCCGUACUUGUAAAUUCACUCAAGACUAGCACGACUCUGGCUAUUUUAAACUUGGAGAACAACUUGAUCAGGGUUGAUGGAACUGUGGCACUGUCAGAGGCACUGAGGACUAACACGUCUUUGACAGCUUUAAACUUAUGUCGCAACGCAGUUGAGGAUAAGGGAGCUGUAGCACUCUCAGAGGCACUCAAGACUAAUACAACUUUGACCAUUUUAGAAUUGGGAAGCAACUCUAUUGGGGUUAAAGGAGCCAUAGCAUUAUCAGCGGCACUGAAGGCUAACAAUACUUUGACGAUUUUGGAUUUGAGUAGCAAUUCGAUUGGAAAGAAAGGAAGUCUGGCACUGUCAGAGGCACUAAAGGUUAAUACAAGCUUGAUUACUUUGAACUUAGGGAAAACCUUAAUUGAGAAUCAAGGAAUUUUGGCGCUCUCCAAGGCACUCAAGGUUAACAAAACUUUGAUCACUUUGGACUUGAAGGGCAAUACAAUAGGAGAGAAAGGAGCGCUGGCGCUGUCAGAGGCAACCAAGGCUCGUACAACCUUGACCAUCCAUAAAUGAGAGUGUUCAAUCGAUAACCAGAGAGCCUUAUUGCUGUUUGAGAUACUGCACGACUUUCUUUUUUUUUUUCGUCAUUUGAGUAACUUGAUCAUUUAUAUAGUAUUUAAGAAAAUUAAAUAAAUAACUGACUUUUCAAAGCAAUGAGUUCUUCGAUAUUGGUUCUUCGAUAUUAGUCCUUCGAUAUUAGUCCUUCGAUAUUAGUUCUUCGAUAUUGGUUCUUCGAUUACUUGCAGAGUAAUUCCCCC
Lobosporangium transversale is the source of this 2376-nucleotide messenger RNA. RefSeq lists its product as hypothetical. Gene Ontology annotation, molecular function: GTPase activator activity; small GTPase binding. NCBI's taxonomy places the organism in Eukaryota, Fungi, Mortierellomycota, Mortierellomycetes, Mortierellales, Mortierellaceae. Gene Ontology annotation, biological process: nucleocytoplasmic transport; activation of GTPase activity. Gene Ontology annotation, cellular component: perinuclear region of cytoplasm; nucleus; cytosol. The coding region runs from base 359 to 2131 and encodes 590 amino acids. The record is from RefSeq and is a predicted model, not a curated record. The transcript has 2 exons.